Suillus paluster is the source of this 1204-nucleotide messenger RNA. RefSeq names its product mitochondrial carrier domain-containing protein. Gene Ontology annotation, molecular function: ATP:ADP antiporter activity. The transcript is spliced from 7 exons. Gene Ontology annotation, cellular component: mitochondrial inner membrane. The record is from RefSeq and is a predicted model, not a curated record. Bases 129 to 1163 code for a protein of 344 amino acids. Lineage: Eukaryota; Fungi; Basidiomycota; Agaricomycetes; Boletales; Suillaceae. Gene Ontology annotation, biological process: mitochondrial ATP transmembrane transport; mitochondrial ADP transmembrane transport.
GCACCACUCUCCGUACUCUCCGGAUCUUUCUUUCAGCCUUGAGCUAUAAGAGCGCGCCAUAGAGCUAACGAAAUGCUCACCAGUGUUUCCACUGUUCUUCCUCUUCACUAAUAAGUGUUUCCGUCAAAAUGACUACUACAAAACCCACCGACGCCACUACUUUCUUUGUCGACUUCAUGAUGGGAGGUACUGCAGCUGCUAUAUCAAAGACCGCAGCCGCUCCCAUUGAACGCGUCAAACUUCUUAUACAGAACCAGGGAGCUAUGAUUGCUUCCGGAAGGCUCGACCGCCCCUAUAAAGGCAUUACCGACUGCUUCAAACGAACCGUCUCAGAAGAAGGGGCCAUUAGCUUAUGGAGGGGUAAUGGGACUAACGUGCUCAGAUACUUCCCUACCCAGGCCCUCAAUUUUGCAUUCAAGGACAAUUUCAAGCAAAUGUUUGGUUUCAAAAAAUCAGAACAAUUCGGUUUGUGGGUUUUUGGUAUGCAGCAUGUUCCUUUGCAUUUUCGAAUGGAUAGCCAGAACGAGUUGUCAGGAAACGUCGCCAGUGGAGCAGCCGCUGGAGCAUCUUCCUCAGUCUUCGUGUAUUCGCUUGAUUACGCCCGCACACGGUUAUCUGCUGACGCCAAGACAGCUAAAGGGGGACAACGUCAGUUUUCCGGUUUGAUGGACGUAUACAGGCAGACUCUCCGUUCCGAUGGGGUUGUUGGCCUGUACAGAGGGUUCGUGCCCAGUGUGGUUGGUAUCUGCGUGUACCGAGGUCUCUACUUCGGAGGGUAUGACACAAUUAGAGACACGUUUCUAGUAGGAAAUCUGCGUGGCAACUUUAUUGCGUCUUUUGCUGUGGGUUGGAUGUGCACGACAGGAGCAGCUUUGGCUGCAUAUCCGCUUGACACCAUUAGAAGACGAAUGAUGAUGACGUCUGGGGAAAAGGUACGAUACAAGUCCUUUAUGGACGCUGGACGGCAAAUCAUGGCCAAAGAAGGUACAAGGGCAUUGUUUGGUAGGUCAAAUGUAUACUGGAGUGGUACUGUUGAGUGUCUGACACGCACGAUAAAAGCUGGGGCAGGUGCAAAUAUCCUUCGUGGGGUAGCUGGCGCGGGUGUGUUAUCGUUGUACGACAAGUAUGGCUGUCCUGCAUCCACUAGUUAUCACAUCACCUAACUCUGAAUGCUUCUGCAGAUUCCAGGAACUUGCUUGGGGAC